Messenger RNA from Theileria annulata, 3189 nucleotides. Its product is annotated as putative ribonuclease ii family protein. Gene Ontology annotation, cellular component: P-body; exosome (RNase complex). Gene Ontology annotation, biological process: mRNA catabolic process. Lineage: Eukaryota; Apicomplexa; Aconoidasida; Piroplasmida; Theileriidae. Gene Ontology annotation, molecular function: 3'-5'-RNA exonuclease activity; RNA binding. The transcript has a single exon. The record is from RefSeq and is a predicted model, not a curated record. The coding region runs from base 1 to 3189 and encodes 1062 amino acids.
AUGGUUUUGAUCUUAACUCUGUCAAGUGGAUCAAACUGUUCCGAACGAAUACUUUCCAAGUUGUCUAGAUUAAAAUAUAUUUCGCCUUAUUUCAGAAAUUAUGAAAUAAACUCAAUACUUACAAAACGACUUCCAAUUUAUGAAAUUUUAUAUAAUGUACAUUACACAUCAAAUGUAAAAUAUACCCAUACUUUUUUUUGCCAUGAGUUAAAAGGAUAUGGAAUCCUAAAAUCCACUCACUGCUUACAUAAUCCAAAUCUUAAAUAUUACACCAGCUUUUCUGAAUCUCCACAAACUGCUCAAAGUUCGCAAGCUUCAGAUUUAGCGUCCACAAAUUCUGAUAAUGGUUUGAAUUUUGAGGAAUAUCGCAAAAAUAACAACGAAAUAUCGUAUGAAGAGUAUUGGAAGGAAGAAGAUAUAGAAGAACUGGAACGAAAACACCCAGAACUUGUGGUCAGAGGAACGGUUUUUAUUCCAGCUUUCGCAACUUCUGAAUCCAAACUUAUAUUAACAAAUAGUAAUACAAACAUAAAUUUGAAUAAAGACAUACAAAAGGAAUCCGGAGAACAAUCAGGAGUUAAGAAGAAGGGGUUUGAUGAGUUGAAAAUUUACGGCUUUAUCUCGAGGAACAGAACAUUUCAUGGAGAUGAAGUUGUGGCGAUAAAGUCAAGAAGACAAAAAUUAGUGCCAUAUAUGCCAUCACAAACUCCAAGUGGUAAAGUGGCAUACAAAGAAACACCCGGAGAGUGCCGAGUAAUAAAAGUUCUGAACAGAACUCCAAACCUUUCGAGCUUAGUUUCAACAUUUAACCUAUCUGAGUUUUUUGAUAAUACAUUGGAAUACGUCAGAUGCCAACCCAGAGAUACAAGAUGGCCCGCAUUUAAAGUGUAUAAAUCUGAUCUUGAAAGUGAUGUAACAACGGUAUUAAAUUCAUAUAAAUCAGAAGAUCCAAAUUCAAAGGACAAAAAUCUGUUAUGUAUAAAUAGAUUUGUAGAUUGGAAGAAGAGUGAAUUGGAGCCUAAAGGAGAUAUAAUCCGUGUAAUUGGAGAGACUUGUGAUCCAGAUUCUGAAAUGGAAGGAACGAUGUUGUUUCACGGACUAGACCCCAAGGGAUUCUCAGAGGCUGUUCUAGCAAAUUUAAACGAGCUGAUACAGGAGGGAAACAAGACAAAAUGGGAUAACAGGAAAGAUAUGAACCAUUUAUUUGUAAUUUCAAUUGACCCUCAAGACGCCAAGGAUUUAGAUGACGCACUUUCAAUUGAGUUUUGUCAAGCUAAUCCAAAUGAUUCGAGUAAUGGUGGUAUUAUAUACACAAUUGGAGUUCAUGUUGCAGAUGUUAGCCAUUUUGUGAAGGAAAACUCAUUGGUGGAUUUGGAUGCAAGAACUAGAGCAACAUCAGUGUAUUUGGAACAUUUGGUGUACCCAAUGUUGCCUCAGCAGUUGAGUGAAGAUUUGUGUUCUCUUCUCCCAAAGAAAGAAAAGCUUUGCUUUUCAGUUUUUGUGGACGUGAGUGAGUCAGGUGAAGGUGAAAAGGUCGGAAAUGACUUGUAUAUUAAAGACGUAAAUUUCGUUUUAUCUACGAUAACUAGCAAAAACAGACUCACAUACGAUAAUGCCAAGACGAUGCUAUACUGCUGUUUAAACAUUAAAAGGGGUGGGAAAGAACUAGAUUUGGCGUCUUAUAGUUUCAGAGAACUGGAGAAGAUGAUAGAGGAUUUGGGGAUAAAUGACGAGACUAAGUUAUCUUUAGUGAGGCUUUACUACUUAUCUCAGAAAAUGAGGUAUUAUAGGCUAAAACAACUCGGAGCAGUUCACGUGGAUAUUGAUGGAUCAAUCAAAUGUCAUAUUCCCAAACUUAUUCAUCAAAAUCAGAAGUCUGAGGAGCCCAUUGAUAGAUAUUUAAAUAACAAGGGGAAACUGGACAGGAAAUAUAUGUUAAGAGUUGAAAAAAUACCAAAAGAAAGCCACGAACUGAUAGAGGAGAUGAUGUUACUAGCCAACACUCAAGUUGCGAAGUUUAUUUCGGAGAAAAUUGACCUUUACUUUCUGAGAACUCAUGAGGACACCAGUAAGGCAGUCAAGUCCCUAAUUGCACAAAUGCUACCAAAGAACCUUAAAAAUCUGAUCCAAGUGGAUAAGAUGACUGUCACUGAAGUUUUAAGCAAAUGUGAACAUUAUAUGGACCCAUCAGCAUUCCAGUCCUUAAGCUUUUCAGUACUACAAAAGUUCAAAGAAGCCAUUUAUUCACCAAUUCACAGAGAUGUUAAUGCCUCUAAUACUAUUGAUACCAGUAAUACCAGUGUAAAUAGUGUAAAUAGUCUAAAUAAUGUGGGAGGAUUGGAAGUGAAACAUUGGGGACUGGCAUUGCCUGUGUAUUUACAUUUCACGUCACCGAUAAGAAGAUACCCUGAUUUAUAUACCCAUAGGAUGCUGAAGGACAUUUUAUACUCAAAAGUUAGAAGUGACUCGGUGGAUUUGCUCUCUGAAAUUUGCGAACGCUGCAAUUUACAGAAGAGAAGAGCCUUUGACGCUCAGAAGGAGUAUAAAAACUUCGCAUUCAAUAAGUAUUUACAGUUCUUAUCAUUCAUCGCACCGAAACUUGACAGAACAUAUUUGAAAAGUGUAUCAAUUUCACAGCCGUUCACAAUAACUCAAGAUAAUUGUGAAGAGAGUAAAGUUGGUAAUUCGGAGGUUUGGGGUUAUUUAUAUACUGACGCAUGUAUAUCAAGUAUUAUAUCGAAUAAUCAAUCAAGUGCUCAGGGCGAAACAGUCGGUAGUGACUCAGAAAUGAAGAAGAAAAUAAGUAAAAAGGAGAAAACGGGAGAAAAAGGAGAUAUGGGAAAGAGCUCAAUAGUGUUCUAUAUACCACUGUUAAACGAGCAAAGGAGUGUAAGCUGCGAUUCACUCGGUGUAAAGCCUGUUAAUUUCAAUUUUGACAAGACAAGUAAGAAGAGACAAAGAGUAAAAAGUUCAAUUCUGAACUCGUACUACCAAAGUAGCCAAGAAUUAGAAAAUGAAGAGGAAAUUGGGAAGAAACAGCCAGAAACUCAAGGAACAAAAGCUCAAGGGAUAACAGUAAUGAUGAACAGUAAAAGACUACACUUUUAUAUUUAUCAAAAAGCAAGAGUACUACUCAUCCCAGGCUCUAAAAUGUGGACUGUAAGACUACCAAUAGAUUAUCUUAAAUGA